Venturia canescens is the source of this 2078-nucleotide messenger RNA. RefSeq lists its product as uncharacterized. Lineage: Eukaryota; Metazoa; Arthropoda; Insecta; Hymenoptera; Ichneumonidae. The transcript has 4 exons. Bases 440 to 1105 code for a protein of 221 amino acids. The record is from RefSeq and is a predicted model, not a curated record.
UUACGUUACACGGACGGACGUGUUAAAUGCUUGUAUACAAACAUAUCAAUUUUUACAUCGCGCUAACUUUGAACAUCAAUCGCUCUUCUAUUUAAAUUUGUCGUGCUGAAAAAUUAAGCAAUCGAAAUUUGGAACAACGAUGUCGGUAUGAAUUCCAAGAAAGAAUAUACUGAAAUUAAAAGCUGCAGUAGCUGCUCGAUGUCGAAUAUUGAAACGAAGUCAACACGAGCCCUGCCAUACUGCAUACGACGUCCUUUUUUCAAUACUGUUAUCCAAGAUUUUAUAUAAUCUUUCUUUUUUUUACAUAUCCAUGUUUUGAAGAACUCGUUGAUUUUCACAUUUUUAUUGUAGCACAUAUAUUUUUCCUCGUAAAUCAUAAAAACUUUUUUAUCUCAAUACCGAUAUCGACACUGAAAAAAAGACGAUGAAGAGCCCGUAAAUGCAUCAAAAAAUCGCUAACAAGACCGAAUCGGAACUUCGGCAGAAGGAAAAAGAAGAAAUUAACGAAAUGCGAAAACUGGAAGAAAUGGAAUACAAAAAAUUGGAGAGAAUGGAAAGUUUUUGCGAUAAAACAUGGAGAUUUUCGACGUCGAACAAUCUUCUUACUCUCUUUAACAAAUAUUUGAAAAUACCGAGAUACGCUUACCGUAAAGAGCUCGCAUUUGACAUUGACCCGAACAUGUUGAAAUUGAAGAGCGAGAGAGACCAACUGAGAACGGAGUUGGCUGAAAAAAGUUCCAGGGCUCAGGACCUCGAGGGGAAUUUAUCUGAUUUGAAAAUUCAGUUACAAAACUUGGAAUCGUAUCGUUAUGAUAACCCAGAAAUAAUUCGUUUGAAAAAGAACAUUGAAGACUAUCAACAAAAAAUUGAAUGCCUAAAUUCAAAAAUAUCAAAAUUAGAAAUGGGAGCUCCGGUCAAAGAAGAAAAUGGUGAACUCGUCGUCGAUGAAUUCGAGAAUAAAAAAUUUGAAUUCAUAAGAGCGUCCGAACUGAUUGAAAAAUCAGAAACAAUUCAAAGCCCAAAAAAAUGCAAGUUCAAAGUGAAAAAAGAAAGCGGCGUGUCACGGAAAUUAUCGAGUUUACGAGGAACGAAUCGCGGUCAAUAAUCAAAAAAUAUUUUUAUCGACCAAGAAUCGUGUUAGGAAUAAAAGGUGAUAUUCGAAAUUAAAAAAAAAAACAGUGCCGACAUUAAUUCAUUUUUAAUACAUUUGUAUAUUUAGAAAUAUUUAUACAGUAAUAUUCAUCUUUUUUGUUUCAUCCUUCUCGCCGUUGUUUUUUCUUUUCUUUUCAUUUUCCAAAACAUACACUGAGUUACAUGUUAAUAUUACGUAUUAAAUAAUACACACAAUUUUUUCGCCCGACAGGCUCACUCUCAACAUCGUUGAAGAAAAAAAUCGUUUGCGACUACCACAGAGUAUCGGUUCGGAAAUUUUUCAUUUCUCUUUUGUUCUCUCUUGUUUCCUUGAAUAAAUUGUUUUUCCAGCGCAUUGAAUGCGAGGAAGUGAAGUUUUGUUUGUUUGUUUGUUUUUCUAUCAAAAGACGAACAACGAUAUACAAAAAGCGAGAAAAAUACGAAGGAACGAGGGUUAUUCGUAAAUCGCGUGUUUUUUCUUCGUCAAGAUUCGUGGAAGAAGGUUCUAUAAAUGAGAACGGAUUACAUAGAAAAAUCGACUAAUGGCACUCGCUUGACUUAUUUUCUCGAGGAUCGAUUAUCAAAAGAUUAUUUAUUACUUCUGGAUCUCUGUCGAUUGUUUGCAGUCAGAAAAUAAAAAUUGGAAAAAAAAAUAGAAAAUUUAUACUGAGAAUACCAAUGACUCGAUGAAGCGGUGAUCCGUCAGCCGCGUGAGUGCGAGGUCGACAUAUCCGAAGCGUAGAACACACCUUUUCUCGGAAUAUCGAGUGCGUCCGUACAGGCUUUGUGUCCACUCUUCGAGCGACCGCCCCAGACUGACUGAGAAAUCACCUUGGGACAUGAACGCGCGACGAAACGAGAAUAAGUUUGGGGAAGAGUUUUUCGAGCGGUUUUUUUUAAUACACAUAAUUAAUCGUACGUAAUAAUAAUAAUAAUAAUAAUAAUAA